AUGUCAAGAACACAACCACCUAAAUCAACGUUAUCUAAACUUGAAAUUCAAGCAUUAGUAACAUCAGAUGAUCCAUCAAUUUCGUUUCCAAAACCAGCAAAUGCUAAAAGUGAAGUUUGGACAGACUAUUCAAAAGUUUAUUAUGAAAAUGAAGGUCUUGAUUAUAUAAUAUGUCCACGAUGUAGAUAUGUAUAUAUUUCAAUUCAUAUAGAUCUGAUAGAAAAGCUUUCAGGGAUGACAAUUUAUAACGCUGUUCCCGUUUCCCAUGUUCCCGUGCAAAAGUCUUCACGGGAAAAUACGGGGAAAAGUCGUUCCCGCAGAACUCUAGUUCAUGGUUUCCAAGAUGAACCGUUAGGCAUUCAUGUUGACCCUAGAUUUAGACAACCAGAUAUUAUGACGGAUAGAAUAAUCAUUUAA
This is a messenger RNA of Rotaria socialis, 417 nucleotides long. The record is from the annotation of a GenBank genome assembly. Lineage: Eukaryota; Metazoa; Rotifera; Eurotatoria; Philodinida; Philodinidae.